Molecule: messenger RNA, 1061 nt
Organism: Myodes glareolus (Bank vole)
Lineage: Eukaryota; Metazoa; Chordata; Mammalia; Rodentia; Cricetidae
Gene: Ly96
Product: lymphocyte antigen 96
Biological process (GO): innate immune response; toll-like receptor 4 signaling pathway; positive regulation of lipopolysaccharide-mediated signaling pathway
Cellular component (GO): lipopolysaccharide receptor complex
Molecular function (GO): Toll-like receptor 4 binding; lipopolysaccharide binding; lipopolysaccharide immune receptor activity
Source: RefSeq, a predicted model, not a curated record
GGAGGAAUCACUGUAUGAGCUUGCAGGAGAGAAAAAUGUGUACACAGAAAAGUAGUGUAUCUUCUCUUAGAUUGAAGAGGACUUCAUUUCUAGAGAUAGAGUCUCACUAGGUAGCCCUAGCUGUUCUGGAACUCACUCCGUAGAUAGGUUGGCCUUGAACUGACAGAAACCCACCUGCCUCUGCCUCCCAAGUGAUGGAUUUAAAGGUGUGCACUAUGCCCAGCUGAGUUGAUUUUAGACAGGGUCUCCAGUAGGGCAUUUGGUCUCACCGAAAACUUGCUGUGUGUUGAAGUGCUAAUUACUUUGAUUUACAUUAAGUGUUCAGAAACAGUAUAUUCUAGAUCGUUCUUUCUCACUUGCCUUGCAGCAGGAAGUGCUCAGAUAGUAAAAACAAGUAUACAAACAGUCACACAAGCGUAAAAAGAGGAAACAGUUGGAUGGGAACUUUGAAAUCACAUGACUGGUGACUAAGUUUAAUCUUUUCCUCCUUACUGUCGAGUCCGAUGGUCUUCCUUGCGUGUGUAAAGUGUUGGAGAUACCACAUCAUGUUGCCAUUUAUUCUCUUCUCUACGCUGCUUCCUCCCACAUUUGCCGAAUCUGAGCAACAGUGGUUCUGCAACUCCUCCGACGCGACUGUUUCCUACAGCUACUGUGAUAACAUGAAAUUCCCUAUUUCAAUUACUUCUGAACCCUGUGUAACAUUGAAGGGAAGCAGCGGAUUUGUAUAUAUUAACUUCAUUCCAAGGAGAGACUUAAAAAAAUUAUAUUUCAACCUCUCCAUUCAUGUCAACUCCGUAAAGUUGCCGGCGCGCGAAGAAACUAUUUGCCAUGGAUAUGAUGACAAUUAUUCUUUUUGCAGAGCUCUGAAGGGAGAGACUGUGAAUACAAGAGUAUCAUUUUCCUUCAAGGGAGUACUACUUCCUAAGGGCCGAUACAGUUGCAUUGCGGAAGCCAUCGUAGGCGAUGACCAGGAAAGGCUGUUCUGUUUGAACUUCACUGUCAUCCAUCGUCACAAUGUCAACUAGAGUAAACUCAGAAUAUACAUAUUUUAUUUUUGGAAA